AUGCAUCGCUUCCUGCUCCUCGCCGCCGCAGCGCGCGCCGCCGCUGCCGCCGACCCGCCGACCAAGGAGUCGAAGAUGCGCGGCGCCAUGCUCGGCGCGCUCGUCGCGGACGCGCUCUCGUUAGCCACGCACUACGAGUACGACGCCGUGAAGAUCCGCAAGUUCUACGGCGCCAUCGACAGGUACUACGCGCCCGGCGAGAAGACGGGCGGCGAGACGCAUGGCGUCGGCUGGGGCGCGCGGAACUUCCACAACGGCAACGGCAACGGCCCGGCGAAGCGCGCGGGCGAGAACACGGACUACGGCGACUACACGCUGCUCGUCGCCGAGCACCUGGCCGGUAGCCCCGCGAGCUCCACCUUCGACGUGGCGUCGUUCAUCCCCCGGUGGCAGGAGGCCCUGGGCGCGUGGCGGUCGUGGAUCUGCACGCAGACGAAGCAGACCUACCAGCAGGUGCAGCGCGGCGCGCCCGUGGCCCAGCUCGGCGGCAACUCGAACGCCAUGGCCAUGCGGAGCGCGGGCAUGCUCGGCUACUACGAGCGCGAGGACGACCUGGCCACAGCGGCGCGCGCGGCCAUGUUCACGCACCGCGAGGCGAGCGCGCUCGACGGCGGCGAGUUCUUCGCGCGCGUCGCCCACCGCCUGGUCCACGGGUCGGCGACGCCGCGGGAGGCCGUCGAGGCCGUCGCGGCGGACUCGUCGGCGUUCGUCAAGACCAAGGUCGCGCAGGCGCUGGCCAAGGUCGACGAGGCGACGGACCCGGCGUCGGAGCUGUCGCGCGAGCCCUUCGUCGACGACCUCGCUUUGACGUCCAUGGCGCGCCUCUGGGAGGUCGGCAAGAGCGAGCCCAUCAAGGUCGGCAAGGCGAGCCCGACGGAGGGGACGCUGCCGGGCUCCGUCUACCUCAUCGUCAAGUACGCCGACGACCUCGCCGCCGCGGCCCGGGCCAACGCGGAGGUCGGCGGCGACAGCGCGUCCCGCGCCGUGGCCAUCGGCCAGACCCUCGGCGCCUACCACGGCGUCGAGGGCAUCCCGGACAACCUCGGCAAGGGCGCGCUCGUCGAGUCGCCGCCGCAAAACCAGCCGCUGCGGUCCCUGUCACCCACCAAGCAACUCGAAGUGCCAGCCACGGCGAUCGUCCCGCCGUUCGUGCCCGUCAUGUCGGCGGUCGAGAGCAUCACGCUCCGCCUGCAGGCCUGGGUCUACUUCGUGACCUGGGUGCAGUACGCGGCGAACCACAUCACGCGCAAGUGCUACACGAACGUGAAGAACCUCGGCGACAUGUACAACCCGUCGAAGAUCUUGGGCGUGGGCUUGUACGGGUCGGCGCUCUGCAUCUUCCUGCUCAUCUUCGGCAUGUGGAACGGCUUCUACGACCUCGGCCCGUUCAUGACGAACGGCUACUUCCUCGGCGUCUACCUCAUCUUCGGCUUCUUCCAGGCCAUCGGCGGGCCCGUGGGCACGUCCAUCAUGGGCAACUGGAUGGUCACGCCCGGCGCGAAGAAGCGCCGGGGCCUCAUCUACGGCACGUGGACGACGCACCAGUACUUCGGGAACAUCGUCGCCCCGGUGAUCAUCAUCGGCUGCAACGCCGUCGGCGCCAAGUGGUGGUGGGGCCUCAUGUGGGCCGUCAUCAUCAACGCGUCCUGGGGCGUCGUCUGCCACCUCUGCCUGCCCUACUCGCCCGAGUCGCACGCGCGCGCGGAGGCGGCGGCCGCUUCCGGGUCCGUGAACGCGGCGCCCGAGGAGGCGCGCCAGGGCAUCUCCAUCAAGCAGGCGCUGGCGAUUCCGUCCGUGCCCGGCUACUGCAUCGCCUUCGGGUUCAUGAAGACGAUCAACUACGUCCUCUUCUUCUGGCUCCCGCUCUUCCUCCAGACGCACUUCGAUUCCGACACGGCGAACAUGAUCUCGACGCUCUACGACUUUGGGAUGAUGCCCGGCGGCAUCAUCGUCGGCGUCGUCUCCGACGCCAUGGGCGGCCGCCGGGGCUGCGUCAUCGUCGUCUUCCUCAUCAUCCUCUGCCCGCUCCUCUUCUGCAUGGCGCUCUUCGCGGACGUGCUCGGCACGGGCCUGCUCAUGGUCAUCCUCGCGUGCAUGGGCAUCCUCAUCGGCGGGCCCAACAACAUCGUCACGUCCGCCGUCGCCGCCGACCUCGCGGAGCACCCGUCGAUCCAGGGCAACAAGGCCGCGCUGGGCACCGUCGUCGGCUUGAUCAACGGCUCGGGCUCGUUCGUCGCGGCCAUCGGCCAGAUGCUCGUGCCCUACAUCACGGACGCGCUGGGCUGGUCCGCGCUCUGGUACUUCAUGCUCGUCUCCACGGUGAUCUCCUGCUUCCUCAUGCUCCCCAAGAUCUACUCCGAGCUCUUCGGCUACGACGCGCCGCCCGUCCCGAACCAGUGCGACACGAAGCUCUGGGUCGUCGGGAGGACGCCGGAGGGGAAGUACGUGUCCCCGGCGCGCGUCACGGUCGAGAGGCGGCUGUUCCUGCUCCAGUCGGUGCCCGACGGGCUCGUGAAGGGCGAAUUCAAACAACCGCGCUGGGGCAAGUUCUCGGCGCUCAAGAAGCCCGACGGCGCGCCGGUCGUCAAGGGCGUCGACUGCUUCGAGGUCUGGUGUUCCCCGGAGGUCAUGCGCGUCCUGGUCGAGUCUCUCAUCGCUACGUACCUGAAGCGCCGCUCGAGCUCGGGGAGCACCGCAGGCUCCACCGACGCGGCGGCGGCGCCCGCCGUGGCGGACGACGCGGACGGCCCGGACCUGGCUGCGCUGCUCAAGUUUUUCGUCGGCGACGUCUUUGCCCUCCCGACCUUCCUGCGCGCGGCCGAGGCGUCCAGCGUCGACACGGACGCGAAGGCGACGUCGACGUCGACGGCCGAGACGAAAACGAAACGGUCCGACCCGAAGCCCGUGGUGGACAGCUCCGAGGUCUGCUCGUUGAUGCCGCGGCCCGCGAGGCGCGGCCUCGCCCAGGCGCUCGAGCGCUGCGCCGACGUCAUCCUCUACGAUUUGGCUCCUCUCGCGAAGGAGGAGAUCCUCCUCGGGAAGCUCGAGGAGCUCCGGCGCGACGGCGCCCCGAACUGGGACCGCGUGGCGACGACGGGGUUGUUGAAGAAUUUGCGUGCGGCGUUCGACGGGUUCCGGAAAUUGGAGGCGCGCCAGCGCGUCCACGCGGCUCGAAGGCACCUGUCCAACCCCGACCUCGUCCUCGGGUCCCUCGAGGACGGCCAGACGCUCAUCGCGUACGUCCGCCGCCUUUCAAAUCUUCCAGAGCUGGACGCGGCCGCGCUCCCAAACAACGCUCGGCCGCUCAGGGAUGUUCUGGACGCGGUCCGGCGGAUAGUGGAGGCCAAGAUGCGGUACUCGGCGUUGAGCAAGGGCGACGCCAUCCAGGCGAAGAUCCUCGCGAAGAACGGCGAGGACUACUGCGCCGGGGUCGUGAACAGCAUGAGCGGAAGCCGCUCGGGGACCGUGAAUGAGGAGGCGCUCGUCCAUCGACUGGAGCUGAUGUGCUACAAGAAGAUCCUGUCCGGCGACCUGGGCGAGGUCUACUCGAUCUGCCUGGCCGGCGACGGCGGAACGGGGACGGCGCCGGGCAGCAAACCGGUCGGCGGCCAGGCCUGGGCGAUCCACGUCGGCGUGAGCACGGACCACCGCUGCGCGACGGGCUGCCCGUCGACCUGGCUCGGCGACGGCUCCUGCGACAAGAAGUGCGACUCGCGGGCCUGCGCCUACGACGCGGGCGACUGCGGCGGGCCCGCGCGCUUCGAGAACGAUCUGCCCGGCGGCGGCGUCGGCGAGCCCGUCGUCCUGCGGGUCGGCGACCCGGCGGCCUACGCGAACCUGAGCGCGAGCUUGUCGAACUGCACCGUCGACGCGGCGACGCUCGAGGACGCGCCGGCGCUCGUGGGAGAGGCCCUCGUGUUGACGGAGACGAAGGUGCUGGUCUUGAUCCUCGACGGCGAGGCCGCGGAGGCCCAUUUUCCCCCGCGCAACGGCACGAACUCGUCGAACGCCACGUCCUGGUCCGCCGUCGUGCGGGCGACGUGCGACGGGGUUCGGCCGACGGAGCUGCGCCUCAACUUCACGCUCCUCGACGCGCGGUGGCCGCCGGCGCCCGAGGCGCCGAACGCGACGGCGACGAACGCGUCGGCGCGCCCCCUCGUCGCCGCGCGCUGCGACGCGGCCCACUUCGGCGCCGGCGUCGCCGUGGUGCGCGUCAACCGCACCUGGACCGCGCGGCUGCCGCUGCCGCGGGAUUUGGCGGUCUCCGACGUCGUCGCACGGUUCACCGCUUCAGUCACUGAGGCCAACGGCACCGCGGCGACGGUCGAGGCGCCCCUCGUGCGCGUGUUGACGAACGACUCCUCCAUCGGCGCCAACCGCAGCGUCGACGCGGUGUUGGCGCUGCCGGGGAAGGCGCUCUGGCGGCGGCUGGCCAAUACCAACGAAGCGCGCGACCUCGCGGCCGCCGUGGCGGCCUGGCGCCGGCGCCGGGACUCUUCGCCCCUCGUCGUCGCCGGCCUCGUCGAGCUCGUCGUCGAGGCGACGGCGGCCGUCGUCGGCUGCGCGUCGUUCGCGCUCGAGACGCGCGACGCCGGCGCCGUCGACGACGACNGCCCGCGGCGCGGGCGGCGCCUGCUCCUGGACACCUACGGCGAGUCGCUCGUGCGCGUGAACCGCCUCUACAACGCCGAGUUCGGGACGAAGGUGCGCAAGGUGCCCGCGCACAUGCCGCACAUGAUCGACCGCGACGUCGUCGGCGCGAUCCAGAAAAAAUACGCGGAGCCGUGGCGCGAGACCGCGUCGCACCGCUUCCGGUCGGGCCGCGACGUCCAGUACGCGUUCGCGUACUUCCACUACGUCAUGGGCACCUUCGACGCCGCGGCGCCGGAUCUGGACGAAUUGUGGCGGGUGGAGAUCGACGCGGACGGGUCCGGGGCGCUCGACGGCAACGAGGUUUUGACGCUCGCGGCCAUGGCGCUGGGCAAGGAGCCCGACGACGCUUAUGUGGAUGAGAUCUACGCCUGCGCGUCGUCGGAGCGCGUCGGCGCGGCGCUCCGGCGCUGGUGGCGGCGGCUGCCGUCGCCGCGGUUCGCGCGCGCGGCGGCCGCGGACCGCGGCGACCGCUGGGCGGACCCGGGCCGCGCGGUGACGCUCCCGUCGCUGCGGCGCUGCGACGACGCGCGCGAGGGCGUGCUGCGCCACGCGAAGCUGCGCCGCGAGCGCCGCGAGCGCUACGUCGUCGAGAAGAAUUUGGACGAGGUCGCCUUCGAGAUGCUCUCGGACGACUACAACGCGACCAAAUCGCAGCUCGACUCGAUCCGCGCGCGGCGGACCAAGUUCAUCUGCGUCAACGACAACGUCGACGACAUGACGCCCGAGCUCGCGGCGCUCUUCCGCGACUUCUUCGCGUCCUACUACCCGCGGCGGUCCCAGUUCGAGCUCCCGCCGGGGUCGCGGAACCGCCACCUCCGCCUCGAGGCCUACGAGCGCGACGCGCUCAAGGACAGACUCGCCGCGGGCCUCGCGGUCGCGCUCGCCGCCUGGGGCGCGGCGGCGGCGCUGCGGCGCCGGACGACCGCGGGGGCAGGCGAGGACGAGGGCAAGGGGAAGGCCGAGUAA
This is a messenger RNA of Aureococcus anophagefferens, 5619 nucleotides long. RefSeq lists its product as hypothetical. Lineage: Eukaryota; Pelagophyceae; Pelagomonadales; Pelagomonadaceae. Gene Ontology annotation, molecular function: transmembrane transporter activity. The transcript has 8 exons. The record is from RefSeq and is a predicted model, not a curated record. Gene Ontology annotation, cellular component: endoplasmic reticulum membrane. The coding region runs from base 1 to 5619 and encodes 1872 amino acids. Gene Ontology annotation, biological process: transmembrane transport.